AUGUCGAAGUCGAAAAAUUCAGUAGGACGUUCGUUAGUAAAAAAACGUUUUCCGAAUCAACAUCGUACAAAGUCCGGAGAUGAAUGGACACACCAGCGACUUGAUUUCACUGCUAGUAAUGAUUGGAAUCGAUUGAAUCUACGAUCAGUGACAGAUCAAAAUUCACUGGAUGAAUUUUUAACAACUGCACAAUUAGCCGGCACGGAUUUCGCAGCAGAACGACUCAAUGUUACGUUUGUUCCUGCUGUAGCAAAAGUUGGAGUUUUAUCUUCCGAUGAUAAAAAACGUAUACGAGAAGUUCAAAAUCUACAUAAAGAUCGACUGAGUAUUCCGCGGAGACCCGCGUGGACAUCCGAUAUGAGUGCAGAACAAAUCGAUCAACAAGAACGUGCUAGUUUUCUCGAAUGGAGACGAAAAUUAGCUUUAUUACAAGAAGUCGAUGAUUUAACAUUGACACCAUUUGAAAAGAAUCUUGAAUUCUGGCGUCAAUUGUGGAGAGUUAUCGAAAAAAGUGAUGUAAUUGUUCAAAUAGUUGACGCUCGAAAUCCAUUACUAUUUCGUUGUGAAGAUCUGGAAAACUACGUUCGUGAAUUAUCACCGGAUGGCAAAAAAAUAAACGUAGUCCUAAUUAACAAAGCCGAUCUAUUAACAGAUGAACAGCGACUAAUGUGGGCGAAUUAUUUUGAUGAACAUGACAUACGAGUGAUAUUCUACUCAGCUUUGGAAUCGGCUCCGACGACGAGAAAGCGCAAGAUAACUGUUGAGUCUGAAUCAUUGGAUGAUACCGAAAAAGUUCUUGAAGAGAUUAAACGCAGUCAAGCUGGUCACAAUGAUGAUAAUUUUGAAAUCGCCAAGUCUCCCAAUCAGUUAAAUCGAUUCGAUGGUCUUCAAUUAGAAGAUGAAAAUGAAGAGAAAACAAAAGCAGAAAUCAAUGUGGACAGUGAAGUCAGAGAUGAAGAUGGCGAUGACGAUGAUGAACAACAAGAAGAAAAUGUAUCUGAAAAUGAACAAGAUGAUGAAGACAACGAAGAAGAUGAAGUUGUUGAACAAAUACGUGAAGAUAUUUUAGCGUAUGUGCAAUCAAAAGAAGUUAAGAAGAAGAAUUUGUCCAUAGUUGUCAACCGAGAGGAAUUGAUACAUUUACUUAAAUGUAUAUAUCCUCAUGAAACAACUGCCCGAGAAAACAUUUUGACUAUUGGAAUGGUUGGCUAUCCAAAUGUGGGUAAAAGUUCAACAAUUAAUUCUUUGUUACAAUACAAAAAAGUAUCCGUGUCGGCAACACCGGGAAAAACGAAACACUUUCAGACAAUUUUCCUAGAGAAAAAUCUUCUCCUGUGUGAUUGUCCUGGUCUUGUUUUUCCAUCAUUUGUAUCGACUAAAGAUGAACUGACUAUCAACGGAAUCCUUCCCAUUGAUCAAAUGCGUGAUUAUAUUGGUCCUGUCAAUCUCGUUUGUCAUCAGAUUCCACGAUUUGUUCUCUCGCAUGUCUACAACAUAAUGUUACCAUUGCCAAAAGAAGGUGAAGAUGAAAAUCGUCCACCGACCGCCGUCGAAUUAUGUGCUAGUUAUGCUUAUCGACGGGGGUUCAUGACUCACAAAGGUAUUCCAGAUGGUAGUCGUGCUGCGCGUCUAAUUCUCAAAGAUUAUGUCAAUGGUAAAUUGCUUUAUUGUUAUCCUCCACCUGGCUGUGACGCGGAAGAAUUUCAACAGUAUUCUACUCGUUAUCAUCUCGACAAUAGCGAUGAUGAUGACGACGAUGAAGAUGAUGAAACAAAUAAGAAGGAAAUGAGUUCGAAUGAAACAACAUCAAAACCAUCACGAUUUCAACCAUCAGAAGUCGAUCGACAAUUUUUCCAGCCAACUGAUGUACGGUUCGGCAGUAAGGGUCCGCAUGGUCAAGUCAAUUAUACCAGAAGAAAUGGUCCAAUCUUAACGGGUGCAACGAUGAAUGAUCCAACUAAUCCAUCGUUAGAAGGCAAGCCUUGGAAGAAGCACAAUAAUCGUAAUAAAAAGGAGAAAUUACGACGUUUGUAUCGACAUCUUGAUGCUUAA
Adineta ricciae is the source of this 2052-nucleotide messenger RNA. The record is from the annotation of a GenBank genome assembly. Lineage: Eukaryota; Metazoa; Rotifera; Eurotatoria; Adinetida; Adinetidae.